AUGGCUCUGUAUGACGGUAUGUCUGAUCCAAGCUAUCAUCUCAGCAAUUUUAGAAGUCGGAUGUAUCUUAUGGAGGCCUCAGAUGUAAUCUGUUGUAAAGCUUUCCCGACCACUUUGACCAAAAUGGCAAUAAAGUGGUUCGACAGCUUGCCACCAAGGUCAAUAGCAAGCUUCAAUGACCUCGCCAAGAAAUUCCUAGCUAGAUUCUCCAUCCAGAAAGACAAAGCCAAACAUGCCCCAAGCCUGUUAGGGAUUAAGCAAGGAGAUCAGGAAAGCCUCCACAACUACACAGAAAGAUUCAACAAAGCAUGUCUGGACAUAAAAAGUCUGCCAAUAGAAGCAGCCAUCAUGGGUCUCAUCAAUAGUCUGCAAGAAGGACCCUUUAGCCACUCCAUAUCAAAAAAGCAUCCAACAUCUCUGAACGAUGUACAAGAACGGGAAGAAAAGUACAUUAACAUGGAGGAGAACUCUCGAUUAGGAGAAACCUCAAAAUUUGGACUCUCUUACCCACCUCGGGACAAGGACAAAGAGUCUAGAAAAAAAGAAGAACAGCUUACUAAAAAACCUAGAAAAUACCACAGCUAUACUCCACUCAGAGUGUCCUUUGUGGAUGUAUACAGAGAGAUAUGCAACACUGAAAAGAUCCCACACCCCUCAUCCGAUUAA
Arachis duranensis is the source of this 666-nucleotide messenger RNA. RefSeq lists its product as uncharacterized. NCBI's taxonomy places the organism in Eukaryota, Viridiplantae, Streptophyta, Magnoliopsida, Fabales, Fabaceae. The record is from RefSeq and is a predicted model, not a curated record. The transcript has a single exon. The coding region runs from base 1 to 666 and encodes 221 amino acids.